Messenger RNA from Leptonychotes weddellii (Weddell seal), 7842 nucleotides. RefSeq names its product meiosis regulator and mRNA stability factor 1 (gene MARF1). Gene Ontology annotation, cellular component: peroxisome; cytoplasm. Gene Ontology annotation, molecular function: RNA nuclease activity; RNA binding; CCR4-NOT complex binding. Gene Ontology annotation, biological process: regulation of gene expression. The record is from RefSeq and is a predicted model, not a curated record. NCBI's taxonomy places the organism in Eukaryota, Metazoa, Chordata, Mammalia, Carnivora, Phocidae.
GGGCGGUGCGGUGCGGAAGCGGAAGUGGAGGGUGCGCUUGGCGGCGGCGGCGGGAGCUGCGGAGUCGGGAAUCAAAACAAAGGGCUUGGGGGGGGCGGGGGGAAGGCGGCGGGGCCGGAAUGUGAGCGGAGGUGGAGCCCGCGGCUGAGGGUGGAAGAAUGAAAGAAAAGAAAGAUGAAAGAAUGUUGAACCACUUUGUAUGGCUGUAUGAUGGAAGGAAGCGGAACUGAGGACUCCUGCAGUAGAACACCUGGAUGGCUGCAACAAAAUAAUGAUGCUAAGCCAUGGCUUUGGAAAUUCUCUAAUUGCUUUUCUCGUCCUGAGCAGACGUUGCCACUUAGUCCCCAAACGAAAGAUUACAUGGAGAACAAGAAAGUUGCUGUGGAAUUAAAGGAUGUGCCAUCUCCCCUUCAUGCUGGCUCUAAACUUUUUCCAGCAGUCCCACUUCCAGAUACCCAUUCUCUUCAGCAACCUAAAGUACAGCUUUCACCUGUCCCCAAAGUAAGCUGCUGUGCUCAUUGCCCUAAUGAACCCUCCACGUCGCCAAUGCACUUUGGUGGUGGUGGUGGUAGCGGAGGUACCGGUAGCUUGAUUCACCCCGGCGCACUGUUAGACCCGCAGAGCACCAGGACCAUCACGUGUCAGGUAGGGUCAGGGUUCGCUUUCCAGUCUGCGUCUGCACUCCAGAAUGCCUCAGCUAGGAACAGUUUGGCCGGCAUUGCAAGUGACUUUCCCAGCAUGUGUCUAGAAAGUAAUCUGCCUUCCUGCAAACACCUGCCCUGUUGUGGGAAGCUUCAUUUCCAGUCAUGUCACGGUAACGUGCACAAGCUGCAUCAGUUCCCGGCUCUCCAGGGCUGCGCCUCUGCUGGCUAUUUCCCCUGUUCUGAUUUCACAAGCGGGGCUCCAGGGCAUUUGGAAGAGCACAUUUCACAGUCGGAGCUAACGCCUCACUUGUGCACCAAUUCUUUGCACCUAAAUGUGGUACCUCCGGUUUGUUUAAAGGGCUCACUUUACUGCGAAGACUGUCUCAACAAGCCGGCAAGAAAUAGUAUAAUUGAUGCUGCUAAAGUCUGGCCAAAUAUACCACCUCCAAAUACUCAAACUGCACCUGUUACUAUUCCUCUGUGUAAUGGCUGUGGAACCAAAGGAACAGGGAAGGAGACCACGUUGUUAUUGGCGACCAGUCUAGGCAAAGCUUCUUCGAAAUUUGGGUCACCAGAAGUUGCGCUAGCCGGACAGGUGCUGGAAAACUUACCCCCCAUUGGAGUUUUUUGGGAUAUUGAAAACUGUUCAGUUCCCUCUGGCCGUUCAGCUACUGCUGUUGUACAGAGAAUCCGUGAGAAGUUUUUUAAAGGCCACAGAGAAGCAGAAUUCAUCUGUGUGUGCGACAUUAGUAAAGAAAACAAAGAAGUUAUUCAAGAGCUGAAUAACUGCCAGGUAACCGUUGCCCACAUCAAUGCUACAGCAAAGAACGCGGCUGACGAUAAGCUCCGCCAGAGUCUCCGAAGGUUCGCGAACACGCACACUGCUCCGGCCACUGUGGUUCUUGUGUCAACUGAUGUCAAUUUUGCAUUGGAACUCAGUGACCUGAGACACAGGCAUGGUUUCCACAUAAUUUUGGUCCAUAAAAACCAGGCCUCAGAAGCACUGCUGCAUCAUGCCAAUGAGCUGAUCAGAUUCGAAGAGUUCAUUUCUGACCUGCCUCCCAGGUUACCACUAAAAAUGCCACAGUGCCACACUCUGCUCUAUGUUUAUAACCUACCAGCAAAUAAAGAUGGCAAGAGCAUCAGCAACAGGCUCAGGCGCCUGUCUGAUAAUUGUGGUGGGAAAGUGCUGAGUAUCACAGGCUGCAGUGCGAUUCUCCGCUUCAUAAACCAAGAUAGUGCGGAACGGGCUCAGAAGCGAAUGGAAAAUGAAGAUGUCUUUGGUAAUAGGAUCAUUGUGUCAUUUACUCCAAAAACUAGAGAACUCUGUGAGACAAAGAGUUCCAGUGCAAUUGCCGAUAAAGCGAAGUCUCCCAAAAAACUUAAGAAUCCAAAAUUGUGCCUCAUCAAAGAUACAAGUGAACAAUCUUCCAGUGCCAAAGCCACGCCUGGAAAAGGGUCGCAGGCAAAUUCUGGAUCUACUACAAAAAACACAAAUGUUAAAAGUUUACAGGAGCUGUGCCGCAUGGAGUCGAAGACUGGGCCUAGAAACAGUGACUCCCAGCAAGGUAACCCGAGGCUGGCGGCACCUCUUCAUAGAAGCUUGAGUGCUGCGGCGCCUGCACCUAAAAACUCGGGGACAGCAGAGUCUGCUUACAAAACCAAUCCGAAAAAAGAGAACCUCUGUGCCCGAAGUGUCACCAGUUCUCCCAUAGAGAAAAAAGAUAAAGAGGAGACCCCGUUCCAAGUGAGUUACCCAUCGGCUUUUAGCAAGUUGAUCGCAUCAAGGCAAGUCAGUCCUCUGCUCACUGCACAGUCAUGGUCUUCUCGCAGGAGUAUGUCUCCAAACCUUUUAAACAGAGCGUCCCCGCUUGCUUUCAACAUUGCAAAUCCAAGCAUUGGUGCCGACAGCCCAGACCCAUUUGCAAAUGGUGCUGACAUCCAGAUCAGCAACAUCGACUACAGAUUAUCCCGGAAGGAGCUGCAGCAGCUCAUGCAGGAAGCGUUUUCUAGGCACGGCAAGGUGAAGAGUGUUGAGCUCAGCCCCCAUACAGAUUAUCAGCUCAAGGCUGUUGUUCAGAUGGAGAACUUACAAGAAGCAAUCAGUGCGGUGAAUAGCCUCCACAGAUACAAAAUUGGCAGCAAGAAGAUCCUGGUCUCACUUGCCACAGGAGCUGCUAAUAAAUCACUCUCUUUACUGAGUUCAGAAACAAUGUCUAUUCUUCAGGAUGCUCCUGCCUGCUGUCUGCCUCUUUUUAAAUUUACAGAUCUCUAUGAAAAAAAGUUUGGACACAAGUUGAAUGUGUCGGAUUUAUAUAAAUUAACAGACACGGUCGCAAUCCGUGAACAAGGGAAUGGCAGACUGGUGUGUCUCCUACCGAGCAGUCAGGCCCGGCAGAGCCCCUUGGGGUCUUCCCAGUCACAUGAUGGCUCCUCGACGAAUUGCAGCCCAAUUAUAUUUGAAGAGUUAGAAUAUCAUGAGCCUGUCUGCAGACAGCAUUGUUCCAAUAAGGACUUCAGUGAGCAUGAAUUUGAUCCAGACUCCUAUAAGAUUCCUUUUGUGAUUCUCUCGUUGAAGACAUUUGCGCCCCAGGUUCAUAGUCUUCUGCAGACUCACGAGGGCACUGUGCCUUUAUUAAGCUUUCCAGAUUGUUACGCUGCUGAGUUUGGUGAACUGGAAGUAGUGCAGGAGACUCAAGGGGGUGUUCCCUUGGAACACCUCAUCACCUGUGUUCCAGGUGUCAACAUUGCCACUGCACAGAAUGGCGUCAAAGUGGUCAAAUGGAUUCACAACAAGCCCCCGCCUCCCAACACGGACCCUUGGCUUCUGCGUUCUAAAAGUCCUGUGGGCAACCCCCAGCUGAUCCAGUUCAGCAGGGAAGUGAUUGACCUGCUGAGGAGCCAACCGUCCUGUGUCAUCCCCAUUAGUAACUUCAUCCCGUCCUACCACCACCACUUUGCAAAGCAGUGUCGGGUAUCAGACUAUGGAUAUUCCAAGCUGAUAGAAUUAUUGGAAGCCGUGCCUCAUGUAUUGCAGAUUCUCGGAAUGGGCUCCAAACGUUUGUUGACCCUUACCCACAGGGCCCAGGUGAAGCGCUUUACUCAGGAUUUACUAAAACUUCUCAAAUCCCAAGCCAGCAAACAGGUCAUUGUAAGGGAGUUCUCACAGGCUUAUCAUUGGUGUUUCUCAAAAGACUGGGAUGUCACCGAAUACGGUGUUUGUGAGUUGAUCGAUAUUGUGUCAGAGAUACCAGACACAACCAUCUGCUUGUCCCAACAAGAUAAUGAAAUGGUGAUUUGUAUCCCCAAGAGAGAGCGUACCCAGGAUGAAAUAGAAAGGACAAAGCAGUUCUCCAAGGAUGUUGUUGAUUUGCUACGGCACCAGCCACACUUCCGGAUGCCCUUUAACAAAUUUAUCCCUUCCUACCACCACCACUUUGGCCGGCAGUGCAAACUCGCAUACUACGGGUUCACCAAACUACUUGAACUUUUUGAAGCCAUACCUGAUAUUUUACAAGUAUUGGAAUGUGGAGAAGAAAAGAUCCUCACUUUGACAGAGGUGGAACGAUUCAAAGCUUUGGCUGCCCAGUUUGUCAAACUCCUUCGGUCCCAAAAAGAUAACUGCCUUAUGAUGACAGAUCUGCUUACGGAAUAUGCUAAAACUUUUGGUUACACAUUUCGUCUCCAAGACUACGAUGUCAGUUCAAUUUCGGCUUUAACACAGAAACUCUGCCAUGUGGUAAAGAUUGCUGACAUGGAGUCGGGCAAACAGAUUCAGCUGAUCAACCGCAAGUCCCUGCGCGCCCUCACUGCCCAGCUACUGGUGUUGCUGAUGUCUUGGGAAGGAGCCUCCCACCUUUCUGUGGAUGAGCUCAAGAGACAUUAUGAAACUACUCACAGUGCUCCCCUCAACCCCUGUGAAUAUGGAUUCAUGACCUUGACUGAACUUCUGAAGAGUCUGCCCUACUUAGUGGAGGUUUUCACUAAUGAUAAGACAGAGGAGUGUGUGAGGCUCACGAACCUAUAUUUAUUUGCCAAGAACGUGCGGUCUUUACUUCAUACUUACCACUACCAGCAGCUUUUUCUCCAUGAGUUUUCCAUGGCCUAUACCAAGUAUGUCGGAGAAACACUGCAACCCAAGACCUAUGGCUACAGUAGUGUGGAAGAGCUCUUGGGAGCAAUCCCUCAGGUGGUCUGGAUAAAAGGACAUGGUCAUAAGAGAAUUGUAGUGUUAAAAAAUGACAUGAAAAGUCGUUUGAGUUCACUUGGGCUUGCCCCCACCCAUCCUGAAAACCAGCCCUUGGCCACAGAGUGCUUCUCGGAGGUGCCCGAAUCUCGCACAGCCGUGGAACUUGAACUUGAAGCAGGCAGCGAUGGGCCCCACCAGAUAGAGCAGGAGCUUCUCCGCCUGACCAACGACUCCCCUGUGGACCUUCUGUGUGCACCCGUCCCUUCGUGCCUGCCGUCCCCUCAGCUGAGACCAGAUCCUGUCAUCCUCCAAUCUGCUGAUCUCAUUCAGUUUGAGGAACACCCUCAAGAGCCUUCUGAAAUUAUGAUUUUAAACCAAGAAGAGAAAAUUGAAAUUCCAGUACCAGUAAAGAACAACAGCCCAGCCUUGGACUCCAGCUUCUCUGGCAUCUCAGCAGCUGUCCCAGUGCCUCCCUGCCCCUCCUCAGAAACCUCAGAGUCACUGCCCAGCAAGGACCCCGUGGAAAGCCCAGCCAAAAAGCAACCCAAAAAUAGAGUAAAAUUGGCAGCCAAUUUUUCCUUUGCACCUAUAACCAAGCUUUGACUCGCGUUUUGAACAUAGAAUUAGGAUGGGGAAACACUGUCUGAUUCUGCACACAAAAGUGGGUUCGAAAAACACAGCCUUUUCCGUUUGAAUGCAAACCCCCUAGAAGCCAGUUCAUCUUCAGAUGUAUCCCAUAACGUUUGGUUUCUUUUACAUUGAACACAGCUUUAGAGCUGAAGUGUUUCUUUUUCUCCUCCUCUAAUUAUUUGGAAAAACAAACCAAAAAAACAACAACAACAAAAACCCCAAAAACCUCCUGGCAUCUGUUAAGGAAUCCUUAAUACAGCUUACCAAAUUUUUCUUAAUUAUUCUGAAAUGUAAUGGUGUUCCGUAAGGAGAAAGCAGUGAGACCUCAGCUAGAAGGGAGUGGUUUUACUGCCAUUAAAGCCACAUCCGUGGUAGAAUCUUACACGUAGCAUAAGGUAGCCUCUCAGCCUUUGCUUACUGGUGUUUCCAGACAGUACGAAUCAAGUGCAUGGUGUGUGAUACCGCAGAGCCUGCUCCGCGGCCCUGCGCGUUCCCAUACGGAAGCAGAAGGGCAGGUGAGGCGGGGAGAAUGUAUUUUCGGGCUGGAUAUGAAGCUUCCUGGCUUCCAUGUGACUUGUAAGCGUGCCUUGUUUGUUUUAUUGAACUAUGUCUGUAGUUGACAAAUGUGGCUUCAUCACAAAUUUUUUUAACACUGUUUCCGCUUCGGGGUGCCAUGUGGGAGCUUUCUAGAAAGUUGAGGAUGUUUUAAGCUUCCCUUUUAUGUUACGUUCCAGUGUGAUAUGGAUUAGGUUAAGGAAAAGGAGAUGGUCUUGGUGUCAUGAAUUUAAAGUCAGCAUUUGAAUUCCAGCACACAGUAUUGUGUGUCGAGCGGCAGUGUUGGGAAGAGAGUCUGAUUUUCUAAAAUAUGCAUGAAAUGCAUAAAUUACAAAUCAGAGCUGAGGGGCGAGGUGCUUUAACAGGAGUGAUAUCGAUACUCUUUCCUCUAGGAAGAGACAGAAAUUCAAUCUCUACGUGUGAAGGCCAAGGUUGAUCAUCUUAACCUUAUAUUUGUAAUUUUAAACCUGGUUUUGGUAGCUGGGAAGCUUUAUGUGUGAGUGUGUGGGUGGGGGGGGGGGCUCAGUGUCUUUUAAUAGUGUCUGCUUUUACUGUUACUUCUCGCUGUUGGAAGCAUGUUUGGUUUUUUUGUGGUGUCUGAUGUUGGCAUUUGGGAAAAGCCAGCCUUUGAGGGAGCACUGCCCUGUGGAAUGACCUUCGCCUCGAGGUGGCGGAGGCAUCCGGUGACAGGUGGUCUCUCACCCCUCUUGGAGAAACCUGACAUUUACAAUGGGUUGUAUUUGUUGGGCAAAAAGGCGGAUUCAUUCAUAGAGCAGAAAGAACCUGUUGGCAUAAGGUCUUCCACUACUGAGAUGGUUUGUUUUGGGGAAAAUGUUUAUAUUUUGUAAUUUCUAGAAAGCCAGAAAAUGGGCUCUGAUUUCAUAGCCAGCAUUUUGAUAAAAUGCCACAAAACAAGGGCUCCAGAGAGAUUUUUACAAGUCAGGUUUUUGUUCCCCAAAAUCUUUAAGAUGAAGCCAGUGGUUCCCAGUUCUCCACACAUGGCCCCCAGUCGAGAUGGAACAACCCUGGAAAAGCUUGCAAGCAGUAUGGCCCUCUGCGAAGCCUCUCCGAAUGAAGGCAUUUCUCCUACAGACAUAGUACGGCAGGAAGUCAAAUGCAGAUGUGCAAUUUUUUUUUUUUAAGAAGCUUUUAACCAGUGUGAGAAGGUUGGUGUCGAGAACCUCAGUUGCCUUAUUCUGAGACUUCUUAAGGCUGAGUUUGCACUCUUGGACUUUAGUUUUGCUCACCUAGGGUGGGAUUGACUUUAAAAACGUCAGAGGUACCAUUACAAGUCAUGAGGAACAGUCUCAGAUCAGUUUCUUUGGGCAACCGUCAAAGAAGAGCCUGCGGGUGCACGCUGUCAUGGGAGUGUGGUCAAACCCAACCGUUCGCUGGAGUCGCCAGCCAGUCUGGGACGUGUGUGUAACUAACCGUCACUGUUGGAAGAAAAGAAAAGAAAUAACAGCGUGAGCUCGUUGUGUCCGUGAUGUACUCCACAAUGGCCAGUCUGAUUGCUAUCUAUUUUUUUAUCCAGAGGCUUAAUUAAAUGAUGUGACGAAAUGAUGUAUGAGAAUUAAGUCAAAGAAAUUCUUUCUGGGUGGAAAGAUGUACCAGAUUAGAUAUAUCUGUUUAAAGAAAAAAGACAAAAAGUUAUCACCAUAACCCCCUUUCCCAUCUUGCACUGUUUGUUUCGGAUCGGGCUUGGGGGAAGAGAUGUUUUUCUUAACUGUCUACUUUUUUUGAACACUUUUUUUGUGAUUCAAGUGCUGUUUUGUGUGUUGGGACCAAACAGUUGUCAAUAAACUUUACAAAGCAAGCAUCUAA